Messenger RNA from Aspergillus steynii IBT 23096, 2528 nucleotides. RefSeq names its product C2H2-type zinc finger protein. The record is from RefSeq and is a predicted model, not a curated record. The coding region runs from base 14 to 2353 and encodes 779 amino acids. Gene Ontology annotation, cellular component: chromatin. Lineage: Eukaryota; Fungi; Ascomycota; Eurotiomycetes; Eurotiales; Aspergillaceae. Gene Ontology annotation, molecular function: DNA-binding transcription factor activity, RNA polymerase II-specific; zinc ion binding; RNA polymerase II cis-regulatory region sequence-specific DNA binding. Gene Ontology annotation, biological process: DNA-templated transcription; regulation of transcription by RNA polymerase II. The transcript is spliced from 6 exons.
GCAUCUAUGCAUCAUGAGCUCCAACGAUACGCAACCCCAGCUCCGAAGCAGCAGACUCAAGUGUGUCUGCGAGUUCUGUAACCGACGCUUUGCAAGGAAGGAGCAUCUAGAACGACACCUACGCAUACAUACCAAGGAAAAGCCCUUUCGUUGCCCGUGUGGAACUUCAUUUACGCGCAAGGACCUUCUGAAACGUCACACAAAGAUUAAUCAUCCAGAUGAGGAGCAUCCAACCUCGGCCAAUGUGGCACCAAAGACCCCGCACCACACUUUCAUUCCCUACUUGUCUCCGGGGCAUUCGGAGUCAAGGCCUUCUUGUUCUACUCAAAAGCCGCCAAAUCAUGCAUCCUCUGGUAAUACCGAGCGACUUCAGAAACUAUCGGGUAGUCCGAGCCUCGCUGUCAACGGCGUUGAUGAUCAAAGUUUAGGGAUUGCGCCACCCCCGGAUCUUGGCCAAGCAGGGAUCGCUACAGAUCUUACAAAUUGCCAAGAACAAUCUGUUUUGCCACAGGACAGCUUUGAUCACUUUGAUGAUUUCGCCAACUUCUUGGAUCUAAUUGGGCUGCCGGCGGAUUGGGCUCCCUUGGAUCUGGAAAUUGAAAGUCCCUUGGAGAAUCUCGAUGCACCUAAUCCUGAACCCCCCAUGGAAGGAGAAAGUCAUCUCGACGAUGGUCCCUUCCGGUCCUGGUUACCCUCUGUCCCAUCUUUGGGACAGGGGGAGUAUGCUUUUCAUGAUGCUGAGUACCAUCACGCAGUAGAAGCUAACUCCACUGUUAGAGUGGAUGAGUACCAUAGGACUCAUCUCAUUUCUCUUCUGGAGACCUACAAAGACAUCCUGCCCAACUUCAGAUUACCCUCACGACACACGCUUACCCGCUAUAUAAGCAGCUUUUUCCAGGGGUUUCAUACUCAUUUGUUAUUUAUACAUUUGCCAACACUUCGAAUAAACGAUCAGUCUCCCGAAUUUAUCCUAGCUAUUAUGGCGGCUGGAGCACAGUACCGAUUCGAGCAUCAGAAUGCGCAGAGGUUCUUCAAUGCAGCGAAGGCAAUCGCCUUACGAAAGGUUGACUCUAUGCCUACCAAUCACAAGAGUCCGGAGGUCUUUGGCGUGACCAAAGAGGGCGCAGGGGUCAAUGAUCUGUCAGAAAUCGACAUCAUCCGUACGCUGCUUGUUCUGAUGGGAUACUCGACGUGGGAGUGCGGGAGCUACCUAGAAGAUGCGUUCCGGCUGCGUGAUAUUCUUAUCACCAGACUAAGGGCGUCAGGUCUGGAUGAAACAGGUCAAGAUGAUAUCCAGCAUGAUGAACCAAAUUGGGGGGGUUGGAUCAUAGAUGAGACUAUUCGGCGGACAAAACUGGCAGCUAUUUUCUUUACCCAGGUCCACAGCAUUGCUUACAAUAUUUAUCCCACAAUCCGGAAUAACGAGGUGAAGCUACGGCUCCCCUGCCCGACCAAAUUGUGGAAUGCUGCCACACCUGGUGAAUGGGGAUAUAUCAUGCGAUCGAUCGAUCGCAAGCAAGCGUUCUAUCAUCAUGCCGUGUCACAGCUCCUCCGUGACUCUGAUUCGGCCGGCGUUAUUAACCCAACGCCCUCGCCUUUGGGGAAUUACUAUCUUGUACACGGCCUUCUCCAGCGGAUUCAUAUUGUCCGAGAACUGGCUGUCGAUUUGGGCGACUCUUCGGCACUACUGCCUAGCGACGAACUUAAUAGGCUUGAACGUGCAUUGAACCUGUGGUCAACCAUGUGGCAACAGGCGCCUGAGUCCAACCUAGACCCCUCAAAUGAGAAUGGACCCAUUCCCUUUACUUCAAGCUCGCUACUUUCCCUAGCGUACGUUCGACUAUCACUGAAUAUCGGCCCAUAUAAGCGACUUGAAAGUCGGGACCCUGAUACCAUCGCCCAGUCUCUGAGCGACAUGCCUCCGGUUUGGCGAUGUGCACGCUUGACUCCUGCCCUCAUAUAUGCCAUCCACACCGUGAGUGUUCCCGUUCGGCUCGGGUUAGAUUAUAUUGCAAAAAGCCAGGCCUUCUUCUGGAGUGUGCGUCACGCCUUAUCGAGCUUUGAAUGUGUCAUUCUUCUGAGCAAGUGGCUUCAGGCUGUGGCUGCGGACCAGAGCAAACCGCUCAACACGAACGAAAAACGCAUCCUUCGCUGGGCCCGGCUAAUAGUCGAAGAAGCCUAUGAUUCCAUGGAUACCGGCGAGGGAGAUGUGCCUGGACGCGAGCCGGGGGAACUGGCCGCCGCAGUGCUGGGCAUAUGGUCUCGCUUUUUCAAACAGAACUCGCAGUGGAAGUUCAUCAACAUUCUCGGGGAAAGCCUCUCGAGAUACGCACAGCUACAAAGGUUUGGUUAGAGGAGCCGAUAAGUGUUCAGCUUUCAUUCCUACCUUCUUACGAGAAAUGCGGCUCAAGAGAUGAUGCGUUAAGAAUUUCUAGAAUCCUUCUAUAUUUGUAUAUAACCAACGAAGUAAGCAAUGGUCUAUCACUUGAAUCAAACAGACGCGCUAGUGCGAGACAAGCAAGCUCUUC